Hyla sarda is the source of this 564-nucleotide messenger RNA. It is a transcript of the gene RPS19, whose product is annotated as ribosomal protein S19. Gene Ontology annotation, biological process: translation; ribosomal small subunit assembly. The transcript is spliced from 6 exons. Gene Ontology annotation, molecular function: RNA binding; structural constituent of ribosome. Gene Ontology annotation, cellular component: cytosolic small ribosomal subunit; ribosome. The record is from RefSeq and is a predicted model, not a curated record. Bases 85 to 522 code for a protein of 145 amino acids. Lineage: Eukaryota; Metazoa; Chordata; Amphibia; Anura; Hylidae.
GCGUGACGUUACGCCGCUCCCCCUUCUUCAGCGCCUGGGAGACCCCGUUUACUCCUUUUUCCUUCUCGGCUCUACAGAGAGAAGAUGCCUGGAGUCACAGUGAAAGACGUGAACCAGCAGGAGUUCGUCAGAGCCCUGGCUGCUUUCCUCAAGAAGUCUGGUAAACUAAAAGUCCCUGAAUGGGUGGACACAGUGAAACUAGCGAAACACAAGGAGCUGGCACCGUACGAUGAGAACUGGUUCUACACACGUGCCGCUUCCACAGUCCGUCACUUAUACCUCCGUGGUGGUGCCGGUGUAGGAUCCAUGACAAAGAUCUAUGGUGGGCGUCAGCGCAAUGGUGUUAUGCCAAGUCACUUCAGCUGCGGAUCAAAGGGUGUAGCCAGGAAGGUCAUGCAGGCACUGGAGGGCCUAAAAAUGGUGGAGAAGGACCCCAAUGGAGGUCGCAGACUCACUCCCCAGGGACAGAGAGACUUGGACAGAAUCGCUGGACAGGUUGCAGCUGCCAACAAGAAACAUUAAGUCUAUUUGUUAUAAUAAAUUGUUCUGUUCCAAAACUGAAAA